This is a messenger RNA of Sipha flava (yellow sugarcane aphid), 1442 nucleotides long. RefSeq lists its product as uncharacterized. Bases 242 to 1303 code for a protein of 353 amino acids. The transcript has 8 exons. Gene Ontology annotation, molecular function: magnesium ion binding; RNA-DNA hybrid ribonuclease activity; nucleic acid binding. The record is from RefSeq and is a predicted model, not a curated record. Gene Ontology annotation, biological process: DNA replication, removal of RNA primer. Lineage: Eukaryota; Metazoa; Arthropoda; Insecta; Hemiptera; Aphididae.
UUCUAGCGGAACAUACGUUUUUGGUGUCGUAGUGGUGCACAGUAUUUUUAACGACCCGUGGACAUUUUUCGAAUCCGAGAACUUAUGUUCUAUGUUCGAAAUAAAACACUAAUUACCAUUUUUAUCAAGUUGAAUGUAACGUCCGGAACGACCAACAUCGUUUAUGCUUUUACAGUUGAAUCGUAUUAGCCGUGUGUUAGGUUGCACACGACUUCAACAGCUUGGCUUUAUAUAAAGCUAUAUGCAUUUCAGGACUACGUACCAUAGUCUUUUGUUCUACAAGCGAAUAUUUUGUCAUUUCCUCCAGAUGCCUAUUUACGCUGUAAUUUUCCGAGCGUCGAAAUCGGGCUCAAUAGCCGAUAAUUGGGACGUUGCUCGUGGGAUGAGAGACGCUAGUCCCAAUUCGUUCGCCAAGAAAUUUGCUACGGUAACAGAAGCAAAAAAUUAUAUCAAAGGUUUCAAUUUUAAGAUUGUACAAAAUGCAAAAUCCAUGAAUGUUGUUAGUGGAGAUAAAGGUGUAAAAAGAAAAAAAAUCAAAGAAGAUCAAAACAAUUCAGUAAUUAGUUCAGUGAAAGAAUUUUCCGAAAAAGUUAAUAAGGCAUUCAAUGAUUUACAAGUAUCAUUGACAUGUUUUCCAGGAUUAUCAGGUUUUUGUAUAAAGCAAUUGAAGGAUUUAAAUUAUGAAGUUAUUGGUAAACUUAAUGAAAUAUUGAAAGUAAAUGAAACGGAAUCCAAUAAAGAUGUACCUUUAUCUAACACCACAAAUGACCACAUUGUAAAUGGAACCCUUCCAACUUGUGAAUCUAUAUUGUUAUCUGAUAAAGUUGUUGAUUUCCACUUUAAUGAAAAAAAGGAAGUAAUUAUAUAUACAGAUGGUGCUUGUUCAAAUAAUGGUUAUAAAGGAGCAUCUUCUGGGGCAGGAAUAUGGUUUGGAGAUUCUCAUCCUUUGAAUUCAUCUUUUAAAGUUCCUGGAGUACAAACUAAUAAUAAUGCAGAAAUUUAUUCAGUCAUUAAAGCAAUUGAAACUGUGAAAGAAAUUGCUGGUCUAACUAAAGUGAAUAUUCAUACUGAUUCUGAAUUUGUCAUCAAAUGUAUGAAUGAAUGGGUGCCACGUUGGCGGACCAAUGGAUGGAAAACGAGUGCAGGGUCUGAAGUUAAAAACAAAGAAAUGUUAAUGAUGUUAGACCAUUUAAUUAAGUCGAUGGAUUCAGUUAGUUGGACCCAUGUUACUGGUCAUAGUGGCUGUCAUGGUAAUGAAGAAGCUGAUAAGUUAGCUAGACUAGGAGCUAAGCAUGGUUAUUGAUUUGUAAUCUAGUUUUAGUGAUCAUAUCAUUUUUUUUUUUUUAUUGUACAUUUAUGGAAUAUCAGAUUUUUAAGCUAAUUAAUGAACAUAAUUCUUUUUUAUAAUUAUGUAAAUAUAACUUUUAACAUACAAACUAUAA